AUGCUAGAGGCGCUGAAGUUCCAUUGCGAGCCCGAGUAUCUACGGAAGAUGGUAGAGUCCUACCUCUCCGACAGAGCCGAAAUAUUUGGUGGCACGACAUUGGUGGCGGGGGGAGCCUCCAUUGCUGUUAAGAGUACCAUGAAGUACCUCGGACUGGUCCUUGACAGUCAAUGGAGGUUCGAAGAGCAUUUCCGGCUCCUAGCUCCAAAUCUGGUGGGUACAGCUUCCGCCCUGAGUAUGCUUUUGCCGAAUGUGGGGGAGCCGAGCGCCAACUACCGACGCCUGUAUACAGAGGUAGUGCGUUCGAUGGCUAUGUAUGGAGCGCCCAUAUGGGCAAAUAGCCACACCGCUCAAGGCAAGACCCUUAUGCGGAGACCGCAGUACCCCACUAUGGGAUCUGGACGCAGAGGGGCUGUCAGCUUUCUACAGUCGGCAGAGCUGAGGGCCGAAGGGGAGGAGCCACUUCUGGAGCACAUUAAUCGAUGUCGAGCCGAGAUCUGGCCACUGGACCAUCGGAGCGAUUCGACCAGUCCUGGCAGAAUGGGCGGAUCGAUCCUGGGGAGGCAUCUUCUACCACCUUGCGCAGGUUCUGACGAGCACGAUUGCUUCGGCAAAUACCUGUGCAAUGUGAGACGAGAACCGACGACCGUAUGCCAUCAGUGUGGCUGCGCCGAAGACACGGCCCAGCACACACUGUAG
Messenger RNA from Hyposmocoma kahamanoa, 699 nucleotides. RefSeq lists its product as uncharacterized. NCBI's taxonomy places the organism in Eukaryota, Metazoa, Arthropoda, Insecta, Lepidoptera, Cosmopterigidae. The record is from RefSeq and is a predicted model, not a curated record. The coding region runs from base 1 to 699 and encodes 232 amino acids. The transcript is spliced from 2 exons.